AGCAAACCAGCUACAGGGCUUGCUAACUUUCAGCUCUCUUUGCUACUUUAAAAUUUUACAUCUCUCACCGUUUGGGUAUGGCGUCCACACAUGCCAAUCUCGAUGCGGCCUCGGUGGACCGCAAAACGCGGCUUGCAAGGCUUGCGGCACUGAAAAGAAAACAACCAGAGUCUGAUGCGAAAGAAUCCGGUCUAAAAGAGGAGGAACAUUCGGAGGACAAGUCCGUCAGCAUAACCUCACGAUACCUUUCUGGAAGAAACUAUGACCCAGAAACACGAGGUCCCAAACUUGGCUUCGAGAACGCGCCUACGGAGGGGCAAGUCACCUUGGAGGAACAGGCAGCGAAGAUCGCGAUAUCCACCGCAGAGGCUGCCAAAGAGGAUGAGGAGGUGGAUAAACCUAUCGAUUUGUUCAAACUACAACCCAAAAAGCCGAAUUGGGAUUUGAAGAGGGAUCUUGACGCAAAGUUGAAGAUUCUCAAUGUGAGGACGGAGAACGCGAUAGCACGUCUUGUCAGAGAACGGAUACAGAAUGCGCAAAGAAACGCUAAACAGAAAACUAAGGCCGGCGACAUGGAUGGAGAAGAAAUAGGCAUCGAAGGCGAAGCCUUGCUGGAGGGAAUGCAUGCACGCGAGCGGGAAGAAGAGGAAGAGAGAAGGGAGCGAGCAGAAGAGGACUUGAGCUAGAACUCCACCGCCACAAACGACAUGGCGGAUCUUUUUGACGUCCUCUGCUUAUACGAGCUUUUACCGGCUGCAAUGGGAUGGAGCAUCGGAGCCAAGGCUACUCGAGAUAUCAAGAUGUCAUAGUUUCUAAAAGGAUAUAUGGUACAUUGUCGGUUGUUAACGUUAUAA
Molecule: messenger RNA, 854 nt
Organism: Coccidioides immitis RS
Lineage: Eukaryota; Fungi; Ascomycota; Eurotiomycetes; Onygenales; Onygenaceae
Product: coiled-coil domain-containing protein 12
Exons: 1
Coding region: 78-686 (202 amino acids)
Cellular component (GO): post-mRNA release spliceosomal complex; U2-type spliceosomal complex
Source: RefSeq, a predicted model, not a curated record